GGCAGGAUGGCAUCUGCCCAGGACCUUUUAAUCUUGGCACUAUAUGGCUUGUUACUAGAGUUACCGACUGGAUGUCAUGCAACAGACACGAGACAGCCAAGGUUACGUCUGUCACAUAAAGAGCUCUGGGAUUUAAACAGGACGUCAGUCUUUCGCAGCCCAUUUGGAUACCUUGGUCUUCAUGUAAUGCUGCUGGAUGAGUAUCAAGAGCGACUGUUUGUGGGAGGAAGAGACCUUUUGUAUUCCCUCAGUUUGGAUCGAGUCAGCGAGAACUACAGAGAGAUCCAUUGGCCUAGUACACCUCUACAGGCAGAAGAAUGCAUAAUUAAAGGAAGAGAUGCAGAUGAGUGUGCAAAUUACAUCCGUGUCCUUCACCGAUACAACAGAACACAUCUUCUUGCUUGUGGAACAGGAGCUUUUGAUCCACAUUGUACUUUUAUUAGAGCUGGACAUCCAUCAGAGGAUCAUCUGUUUCAAUUGGAAUCGCACAAAUUUGAGAGAGGACGAGGAAGGUGCCCUUUUGACCCCAGUUCUUCCUUCACCUCCAUCUUAAUUGGUGGUGAACUUUUUACUGGUCUCUACAGCGACUACUGGGGAAGAGAUGCUGCUCUAUUUCGCACCAUGAAUCGCAUGGUCCAUCUCCGAACUGAACCUGACAGUGAGCGCCUGUUGAAAGAACCAAAAUUUGUUGGGUCUUACAUGAUUCCUGACAAUGAAGACCACGAUGAUAACAAAGUAUAUUUCUUCUUUACUGAGAAAGCAUUAGAGGCUGAGACAAGUGCUCAUGCCAUAUAUACCAGAGUGGGACGCAUAUGUGCGAAUGAUAUGGGAGGCCAGCGGAUGCUUGUGAAUAAAUGGAGCACUUUCCUCAAAACCAGGCUAGUUUGCUCUGUGCCCGGGAGAAAUGGAAUUGAUACAUAUUUUGAUGAAUUAGAGGAUGUAUUUUUGCUGCAAACUCGUGAUAACAAAAAUCCAGUUAUAUUUGGCCUCUUCAACACUACAAGCAAUAUAUUUAGAGGAUAUGCUGUCUGUGUUUACCACAUGGCCAGUGUCCGAGCAGCUUUCAAUGGACCAUAUGCACACAAAGAAGGACCAGAAUACCACUGGGCUCUGUAUGAAGGAAAAGUACCUUAUCCUAGACCUGGUUUGUGUGCCAGCAAGGUGAAUGGUGGUCUGUACACUACCACAAAAGACUACCCUGAUGAAGCUGUCCAUUUUGCUAGGAGUCAUCCACUGAUGUAUCAGCCCAUCAAGCCUGUUCAUAAGAGACCAAUACUAGUUAAAACUGAUGGAAAAUAUAAUCUUAAGCAAAUAGCAGUGGACAGAGUGGAAGCUGAAGAUGGGCAGUAUGAUGUCUUAUUCAUUGGUACAGAUAAUGGAAUUGUGCUGAAAGUUAUUACCAUAUACAACCAAGAGACAGAAUCAAUGGAAGAGGUGAUUCUUGAAGAGCUGCAAGUAUUCAAGGUGCCAGUUCCUAUUAUUUCUAUGGAAAUCUCUUCAAAAAGGCAACAGCUCUAUGUUGGAUCUGAGUCAGUAAUAGCACAAGUGAAGUUCCACCAGUGUGACAUGUAUGGUACUGCCUGCGCAGACUGCUGCCUGGCUCGAGAUCCAUAUUGUGCUUGGGAUGGUAUCUCCUGCUCCCGGUACUAUCCCACAGGAAUGCAGGCAAAGAGACGUUUCCGCAGACAAGAUGUUCGACAUGGAAAUGCAGCGCAGCAGUGCUUUGGCCAGCAGUUCAUUGGUGAAGUUAUGGAGAAGACUGAAGAGCGACUUGUUUAUGGAAUAGAAUAUAACAGCACCCUUCUGGAGUGCACCCCUCGGACCUUACAAGCAAAAGUAAUCUGGUUUGUCCAGAGAGCACAUGAAACUAAGAAAGAAGAGGUGAAGACAGAUGAUAGAAUAAUCAAAAUGGACCUUGGUCUCUUGUUCCUGAAGCUGCAUCGGCUGGAUGCAGGAAUCUAUUUCUGUCAGACAGUGGAACACAGCAUUGUUCACACUGUCAGGAAAAUCACUCUGGAAAUAGUCGAGGAAGAACGUGUAGAUGAAAUGUUCAAUAAAGACUAUGAGGAAGAGAUACCUCACAAAAUGCCAUGCCCAAUGCAGAGCAGUAUACCUCAGGCAUCAAAACCAUGGUACAAGGAAUUCCUUCAACUAAUAGGUUACAGCAACUUCCAAAGGGUGGAAGAAUACUGUGAAAAAGUGUGGUGCACAGAUAAGAAGAGAAAAAAGCUGAAAAUGUCUCCAUCAAAGUGGAAAUAUGCCAACCCUCAGGAGAAGAAGGCAAGAAUCAGGCCAGAGCACUACCGGUUGCCCAGGAACAUAGCUGACUCUUGA
Indicator indicator is the source of this 2334-nucleotide messenger RNA. RefSeq names its product semaphorin 3E (gene SEMA3E). Gene Ontology annotation, molecular function: semaphorin receptor binding; chemorepellent activity. The transcript has 17 exons. The record is from RefSeq and is a predicted model, not a curated record. The coding region runs from base 7 to 2334 and encodes 775 amino acids. Gene Ontology annotation, biological process: negative regulation of axon extension involved in axon guidance; neural crest cell migration; negative chemotaxis. NCBI's taxonomy places the organism in Eukaryota, Metazoa, Chordata, Aves, Piciformes, Indicatoridae.